AGCUGAGUGUGCGUCUCAUCUAAUAGAGCCUCGGAGCGCAUUAUCUUCCCCGCCAUCUCCGUUUGGGCGGGCGGUGCUGAAGGGAAACGUCCAGAAGAGCGGAUAUUCUCAGACGCCGAGUGUAAUUGGUGUGAUUCCUGUCCCUGUUGGGUGGCUCAAACCUAUUCAUAGCGCGGGAGUAGGAUAGAGAGAGUGGGGAUGAGAUCCGCGCAGUGAUCCGCACGCAGUUGGAAAGGAAGGAAUUAUAAACAGGAGGGACGCACACGACCAGGUCAAAGUUUAUUUUGCGAAGUGGGCUUUUUUUCCUUUUCUGCGGACAUCACUGCGCCUCAGAUUGACGCCGUGAUGGAAUGACACUUUGAGAGAGGAUGAUGGACACUUUGGCACCGGAGCUCCGUCUCAGAAAUCCCCCCGCUUACACCAGGCGCGGUGCUGCUGACCGAGCCCUCAGGACGGUGAUCAGUCAUUUGUUUUGAAGUGGCAGGAAAAUCCUCCUCUUGAUCGUUUUCUCCAAACAAGAGUGAGAGAUGGUGCGCACAGCGAUUCCUCUGAGACAGACGUGCGUACUCAUCACAUUGCCGUUAAUGAGCGCGUCUUAAAGAGCUUCUUUCUUCAUCCUUCUUCAUUCUUCUUCUCUGAACUUGUUGAACGGCGUUAAAGAGAGAGCAGGGGAACAGGGAGUACCCUGUACAAGAAAUCACUACAUCGCCACGCAGGAAGAGGACCAUGAUUGACAGCCGGGCAAGCUGAGGAGACCUGUCACUCAUCUUCCUAUCAGCGUGAAAGAGGGCUAUCUCCUUCUCACCUUCCCCCCCUCUUCCUCCUCCUCACUUCCACCUUACCUAAAUCCUCUUAUCUACUCAAUGGGCUGGUAACCUCACUAUCCCUCAUAGUUAUCCAGCACUCGAGAAAAAGAGACAGAAGUAGUAAAGAAAAACAACGAGACACUUCUAAACCUUCCCUCGCUCCACCUGAGGGGAGCUUGGCAUGCCUCCUCACUCCAGUUGAGUGAGUUGUAGAAAGAGGGAUCCCUUGUUAGUACAGAAUACAGGAGAUACAGCUCCUCGAAGAAGGAGCCCAGAGAGGACCAGUCAUGCGUUUCCAUUUUGCGCUGACGCUGUGGACCAGCGUGUGCCAGGCCGUGCAGCACUACCCCGCCGCAUGGGGCCACUACGACUUGUGUAAAUUCCAGAUUUACACAGAAGAAGGCUUAACCUGGGACUACAUGGCCUGCCAGCCAGAGGCCGCAGACAUGACCCAGUACCUAAAAGUCACUCUGGAUCCCCCCAACAUCACCUGUGGAGACCCUCCGGAGACAUACUGUGCCCUGGAGAACCCCUACAUGUGUAACAAUGAAUGUGACGCCAACACAGAGGAACUGGCCCACCCUCCAAAGCUCAUGUUUGACAUCGAGGGCCGUAAUCCCACUACUUUCUGGCAGUCCACAUCUUGGCAGAAGUACCCAAAGGCCCUUCUGGUAAACAUCACGCUAUCAUGGAACAAGACCAUCGAGCUGACUGAUGACAUCGUCCUGACCUUUGAGUCAGGCCGGCCCGAGCAGAUGGUCCUAGAAAAGUCUCUGGAUUAUGGAAGAACCUGGCAGCCGUACCAGUUCUAUGCCACUGACUGUCUGGACGCCUUCACCAUGGAGCCCAAGACGGUGCAGGACCUGACUCAGCACACACUGCUGGACAUCAUCUGCACAGAGGACUACUCACGAGGGUACGUGUGGAAGUAUGACAAAACGGUGCGCUUUGAGAUCAAGGACCGCUUUGCGCUGUUUGCUGGGCCCCGACUCCACAACAUGGCUUCGCUUUAUGGCCAACUGGACACCACCAAGAAUCUGCGGGACUUCUUCACCAUCACAGACCUGAGAAUCCGUCUGCUGCGACCUGCCACAGGAGCGACCAUGGUGGACGAGGACAAACUGACCAGAUACUUCUACGCCAUUUCUGACAUCAAAGUCCAUGGCAGGUGCAAGUGCAACCUUCACGCCAACAGCUGUGUGUUUGACAAAGAGAAGUUGGGCUGCGAGUGUGAACACAACACCACUGGGCCUGACUGUGGCCGCUGCAAGAAGAGUUACCAGGGCCGAGCCUGGAGUUCUGGCUCCUACCUGCCCAUCCCCAAGGGCACCGCUAAUAUCUGUAUCCCUAAUAACAUUGGUCCAGUUAACUGCGAAUGCUUCGGCCACUCCAACCGAUGCAGCUACAUCGAGCUGCUAAACACCGUCAUUUGCGUGAGCUGUAAGCACAACACUAGGGGCCAGCACUGCCAGCUGUGCAAGCUGGGCUACUACCGCAAUACCUCAGCAGAACUGGACGAUGAAAAUGUGUGCAUAGAGUGUAAUUGUAAUCCCUUUGGCUCAGUCAAUGAUCGCUGUAAUGGCACAGGAUUUUGUAUAUGUAAGGAGGGCACUACAGGGCCUAAGUGUCAGCAGUGUCUACCCGGCUAUUUGUGGGACGAUGGCUGCAAAUCCCGGGUGUGUGACAACGAGCUCCUGCGCUGCCAGAAUGGGGGGGUGUGUGUGAACAACGUGCGCUGCAGCUGUCCCUCAGACUACUCCGGCUUGCUGUGUGAGAAGUCCCGCUGCGAGGCGGAGCUGGGGGGCUGCCGGGGCCCCGACUCGGGGGCCGCCCUGCCUGCCCCCUCCCUCAGGCUGCUGCUGCUGCUGCUGCUGGGCUCCGCUCUGCUGGGGGGGGCCUCGGCGCUCUGAAGAGACCGGGACCUGGUCGGAGUUUGUCACUCCCACCUUCUCCACUCUUACCCCCCCCACCCAUUUCAAAUAAUCAACCAUUAAACAAGAACAUGAGCUUUCUGGACUGUCCUGAGCUUGUCCGCCAGACUCUAAGGACACUCCGCUGACGAUAAGAGAAUGUGCCAGACUAAUGAGUGCAAAAACUUUUCAUUGAAUUUCAAAGAAUAUAUAGAAAUGGAAAAAAAAACAUAUACUUCUAAAAAUGCCAGAUAUUAUUUAAAAAAAGAGCCUAAUAAGAGUGAAAUGUGCAAAGAACAAUGAGACCCCCCUCCCCUUCUAAGCCAUACCAGGUACUCCUUCCAGUUUGAGAGGGGAUAACUGAAGAUGACAGACUCGUUCUUUUCCUCUCUUAUUGCCACGGCAACAACAGCUGCGACCAAUCAGCUCUGGAGCGAGCCGGCAGUGGUCGUCGAUCCCCCCCCCCCCCCCCCCCGGGACGCUUCUUGCUGCGUAACGUUGGCCGGACCGCUGCUGAAGACUUUUCAGAGAAAGUGUUAGACCUGAGAACAGGAGGCAUUCUUUGCUGUCAGUGCAUUGUGGAUAGAAGGAAAUCUGUCCGGACUGCCACUUUGUGACACAAACCCCCCGCCCAUGUCGACCCCCCUCUAGCUUUCUGUCUCUUCCUCAUCCCCCCCCCCUCCACCCCGCCAUGCUGCCACAGACCUGUGCUUUCCGUGAACGUUACUCUGUAAAACCCUUGUUGGUUGAAAGAUUAUUUUGUCCGAUGUUAGUGAUGCACAUGUGUAAGAAGCCCCUCCCCCCUCCUCUCCUCCCCUCCUCUUGCAAAAAAGGUACUCCAAACUAAGCCGUCUGAUUCUUUUUUCUAUCUUAGAGCCGCCACGCUCCCCACGAUCAUGAUGCGAGGAUAGUUUUCACCCGAGCAGACGAAGAGCUUAGAGAACCAUCGGUGUAUUUGCAAGUUCUCCUCUCGACAGAGCAAACAAAAAAGAGUCAUGUAGUCCUUUUGUAUCUUUGCCGAACUGUGAUUGAGAAAAGGCAACCUUUAAUGUAUCUAUUGAAAAAACAUCCAAAUGAAGAAGCAAUUGUUUUUUGGUUUCUUUUAUUUUUUAUUGGUUUCCAUUUCUUUCAUUCACUUGUUUUAUUCGUUAAUAUUUCUUUUAGUUGUGCAGUUGAUUUUCCUUUGUAUUGGCAACGUGCUGGCAUCAAAGAAUAUCAGUUUACAUAUACAGUAUUAAUAAAGUGUAAUAAAAUCCCACCAAAGGACAUUAUAAAUGUUUUGUUCUUGCUUUAACACUUGAGAA
Molecule: messenger RNA, 4020 nt
Organism: Trematomus bernacchii (emerald rockcod)
Lineage: Eukaryota; Metazoa; Chordata; Actinopteri; Perciformes; Nototheniidae
Gene: ntng1a
Product: netrin g1a
Exons: 8
Coding region: 1094-2716 (540 amino acids)
Molecular function (GO): cell-cell adhesion mediator activity
Source: RefSeq, a predicted model, not a curated record